AUGGCACUAAGCCUACUUCUUCAAUUGUUCAUAUUCUAUUCAAUACUAUACUUAUCCAAUACUCAAGGGCAGUUUUAUGAAGUAAAACCUGCGGAUAUAUCAGCUUUAAUCGGAUCUAAUGUUACUAUUCCAUGUGUUAUUGCUCCACCUCAUGGUGAUGUUCAAUGGACUAAAGAUGGACUUGCUUUAGGUUAUGAUCGACAACUUCCUGCUUUUCCUUCGUGGUCAAUUAUAGGCGAUGAAAAUCGUGGUGAAUUUAAUUUUUUUAUUGAAUCAUUAAAAUUAGAUGAUGAAGGCAUAUAUGCAUGUGAAGUUUCACCUUAUAAUGAUGCAUCAGCAUUAAAACAAAUAGCUCAUAUAAGAACACUUGUUCAACCAGAACGUGUACAAAUCAAUGAUCGACCAUCAUCAAAUGAAAUACCUAUUGUUAGUAUGAGAUAUGAUGAACCAAUUCAUCAAAUAAAUUGUCGAGUUGAUGGUGCACGACCUGCUGCACAAAUAAAAUGGAUUAAUGAAAGUGGAGUAGAAUUUCCAGCUACAACAAGAACAUUUACUCAAGGUCGUCUUUUUUCAACGAUAAGUACUCUUGCACUUACUCCAUCAAUAUCAUUACAUAAAAAUCGUUUUACAUGUGAUGUACGUCAUGAAACAUUAAAUGAUGAUACAAAUAAACUUUCUAGUUCAUUUGAUAUUGAAGUAACAUCACCACCAAGUAUACCAUUUAUUCUUGGUUAUUCAUCAAAUUUUUAUUUAAUUAAUGGUUCACGUUUAACAUUAUCAUGUCAAUCACGUGGUGGUCAUCCAUUAGGUCGAUUAUCAUGGUAUAGAUUAGAAAAUAAUAGUGAAACAUUUAAUUUAAUUGAUAAUUCAUUUGUUUUAUUUUAUCAACAAAAUAUAACUGAAAAUAAUAUAACUAUGAUUAUAUCACCAUCGGAUAAUAAUGUUACAUUAUCAUGUCAUGUAACAAAUUCUUAUCUUUAUUCAUUAGGACAACGUUUACAAAAGAAUAUUACUUUACAAGUUGCUUUUGGUCCAUCAUCAGUUCAAAUACGUGGUAAUACACCUGAUACAAAUGUAAGUGUAACAACAUUAAUUGAAGGAACUACACGACAAUUUGUAUGUCGAACAUCAUCAUCAAAUCCACGACCAGUGGUUGUUUGGAAAUUAGAUGGACAAGUUAUUGUUAGUGAUAUUGAUCCAUUAGAAGAACAAGGAGAACAUGCUGGUAAAACAAUACAAUUAGUUAAAACAAUUGGUUUAGAUAAAGAAUUAAGAGAAUAUCAUACAAAAAUACUUUCAUGUGAAGCAAGAAAUCCUGAAACUGGACAUAUUGUUAUUGAUUCAACAAGAUUAAAUAUUAUAUAUGAUGCAACAAGUAUUGAAAUGCAUGGUGUAACAAAAGAUAAAAUAAUUAAAGCUGGUGAUACAAUUAUUGCUGAAUGUACUCUUACAGGAGGAAAUCCAUUAGGAAAAAUAAAUUGGUUUAAAGGCAAUGAAUUAAUGCGUUCAGAAUAUAUAAGUGAAGCAAGAGGAAAAUAUGCAUUAAGUCGUGUAGAAUUUAUUGCUUCAGCAUUUGAUAAUAAUCUUCCAUUAAUAUGUAAAGGACAAGUGGCAAAUUUUCCUGAACGUACUGCUUCAUUUACAUUAAAUGUUGUUUUUCUUCCGGCUGAAAUGAGAAUAAUUAAUAGUUCAAUUUUAUCAAAUUUAUCUGUUGGUUCAGAUAAUCUCGGAGAAUUUGAAUGUCGAACAUCAAUAUCAAAUCCUCAAGCAAAAUUAACUAUAAUUAGACAAUCAAAUGAUGGAAUUAAACAUUCAGAUAUUGCAUCUAAUAUACGAAGCAUUUAUACUAAUGGAAUUAAUUCAAUUAAAUUUAUGUUACCUCGAAUUGAUCUUUCUUUACAUGGAAAUUUAUUAACAUGUGAAGCAACAUUAGAUAUUGAUACAACACCAUUAACUAAACAAGUUACUUAUGUACUUAAUGUUAAUCAUAAACCACAUUUUCAUGAUUUUCAUGCAUUUGCUGAUGUUAAAGAAAAUCAACCAUUUAAUAUCACACUUGAAGCAAGUGCUUAUCCAAUGCCAAUUACUUAUACAUGGUAUCAUCCAUCGGGUAGACAAUUGUUUACCGAUCAAUCAAGAAUAUUUAUUAAUCAAGGACAAUUAUCAUUAACAAGUGUACAAAAAAGUGAUUUAGGUAUUUAUAGAUGUAUAGCGACAAAUACCUAUGGACAUACUGAAGUUAAUUUUACUUUAAAUGUUCUUUAUGGACCAGUUAUUACUCGAACACGAGGUUAUUCAAUAUCAGAAGCAAUAAUACCAGGUUCUUCUGUAACACUUUUAUGUGCUAUUGAUGCUAAUCCAAUUGAUUUAAAUAAUAUACGAUGGUUUAAAAAUAAUGAAGAAUUAUCUUUAAUAAAUAGUGGUAUUCAAUGGGAAAAACGUAUUGAAGGAAAUGAAGCAUCAUUAAUUGGAAAAUCUAUACGUAAAGAAGAUGCUGGACAAUAUGCAUGUGAAAUAGAUAAUCUACAUGGAAAUAGUCGUGCAACAAUACCAUUAGUUGUACAAUAUCCACCAGAAAUUGAUCGAAGUGAUUUAAAUCGAAAUAAAGCAGCAGCUGAUUCUGAUCGUUCACUUACAGCUGAACUUCAUUGUUAUAUAUCUGCUGUACCUAGACCAAUUGUAACAUGGAUCAAGGAUAAUCAAGCAUUAUUAGCAUCAUCAAAAUAUCGAUUUGUACUUAAUGAACGAAUUAUUUCACCUUCUUCUUUUUCUCCAAAACUUCUAUUUGAUGCUGUUCUUUAUAUUUCUAAUGUUACUAAAUCUGAUUAUGGUAUAUAUCAAUGUAGAGUCGAAAAUACAUUAGGAAUUGAUACAACUGAAAUAACAUUAACUGGAUUAACUGUACCUGAUGUUCCAACUCAAGUUCGUAUAACAAAUACAUCUCAUUCAUCAUUAUUAAUUAGUUGGAUACCAGGUUUUGAUGGUGGUUCACGUCAAAAAUUUCAAAUUCGUUAUCGUCUUUCAUCAAAUGAUCGUUAUUCAUAUGAAGAUGUAUCAUAUAAUGAACAAUUAUUUGAUUUAAAAAAUUUAGAAUUAGCUAGUGAAUAUUAUAUAAGUAUACGUUCAAAUAAUUCUUAUCAUUUAAGUGAAUGGACAGAUGAAAUAAAAGCUUCAACAUCACGUUAUUUACCAUCAUCACCAUUUUAUCCAUUUACAAAUACAAAUAAAACAUCAAGAUUUUCUUUAACUGUUAUUGUGAUUGUUGCUGUAUUUGGUUUAUUUAUAUUAUUAAUUAAUAUUAUACUUAUAUCAUUAUUUAUAAUGAAACGUCGACGAUCAAAUAUAACAAGUGAUAAUUCAUCAACAACAGGUACAAAUGAAACUGAAGCUAAUACAGUUGAUAUAUUUCAACCAAUACCAUCAAAUUUAUUUUUUGAUCGACCAUAUUCAUCAACAACAAAUGCUUAUCCAUUUAAUACAUAUCAAAAAUAUGAAGAAGAUGAUGUUAAACGACCAUUUGUACCAUCAUAUUCAUCAGCAACAUUAACACGACUUACUCCUAAUCAUAGUCGAUUAUGGCCACAAGAUGAUAUAUCUUCUUAUUUGGCAUUGGAUACAAGUAUUAGAACAGGAGGUUGUUCACCUUAUGCUGCGAAAGGACGAUUUUCUCCAUAUGAUAAUGUACGAUUACAUCAUUAUUCUCCAUCAAGUAUUAAUAAUAGUCUUGUUACAUAUAGAAGUUUUAAAGAUGGUGUUGAUAGUACAACAGUUACACAUGGAUGUAUAAGAGCUGAACUUGUUUAA
Rotaria sp. Silwood2 is the source of this 3804-nucleotide messenger RNA. The record is from the annotation of a GenBank genome assembly. NCBI's taxonomy places the organism in Eukaryota, Metazoa, Rotifera, Eurotatoria, Philodinida, Philodinidae.